AUGCCGAGUCAGAUCAACGUCGGCACCGAAGGUCAACCGAUUUGGGAAGAGCUUGGACUCCCCAACUCCAUCGUCAACAUGCCGAUGGAGCGCUUCCGGUUCCAUGCGGGGCUAUGCAGCUGGACAGAGCGCACAAAGACCUUGGUGAUCAAGGCGGGCCUUAAGAAGCUGUACGGGGAUAAUCUCCAAAACAACACUGUCAGGGCCUUCGGACGAGAUCUUACUACUAAAGAGAUCAACGAGAUCAAAAAAGGCGACAACGCAGUAUUUCCAAUAGAAGGCGAUGUUGUUCCAGCGACUCCAAAGGCCGCCAAGAAGUAUAGGAGCAAAGGCGCAGCUAGGCCCACGAAGCUAAAGGGAAAUGCCAAGGAGGAUUCCCAAGUCUCGGAAGCGAAAGAACACCACUGA
Letharia columbiana is the source of this 408-nucleotide messenger RNA. RefSeq lists its product as uncharacterized. The transcript has a single exon. Bases 1 to 408 code for a protein of 135 amino acids. The record is from RefSeq and is a predicted model, not a curated record. NCBI's taxonomy places the organism in Eukaryota, Fungi, Ascomycota, Lecanoromycetes, Lecanorales, Parmeliaceae.